GUUGACAAUUACUUUUAUUGUCAAAGGUGUAAUCUAAAAUGCCAGCUGUGCAGGCACAUCCAAAAGGAUGAAUUUGAAAAUAGACCAUGUAAACAAAAUUGCUGAGUAAAUUACUAAUAGUAAAAUAGUUGUGCCAUUGUUUAGUACAAAGAAUUUUCAGAUAAUUUAAAAAUGGCGAGAAUACGUUGGUUAACUAGGACCUCCAGGAUAGUGGCACUAUGCAGUUUUGCAAAUUUUAUAAACAGUGCCGAUAGAGUAAUAAUGCCCAUAGCUAUUGUACCAAUGACCGAUAUUUUUGGCUGGUCCUUACAUGCUCAAGGGUGGAUUCUAUCAGCAUUUGCAUUUGGUUACUUUACUAGUCAGUUAUUGGGAAGUUUUUGGGCAACUCAAGUGGGAGCAAAGAAUGUAUUAAUUUGCAGUGUGCUGUUAUGGAGUAUUGCAACAUUCACAACACCAUUUCUAGCUGGAAGUCUUGUAUCUCUUAUUGCUUGUAGGAUAAUACUUGGAUUUGCAGAAGGAUUAGGAUUACCCACAAUAUUCCAUCUGUUUGCUCAUAACAUACCAGUAGAAGAACGAUCGAGAGCCUUUUCAUACCUCUUGGCAUCAGGAUCUGUCGGCCAAACAGUUGCUUCUGUAGUAUGUCCACACUUAUCGUGGGAAGCAUGUUUUUACUGGUUUGGGUCCUUCGGAUUCCUCUGGAUCGUUCUGUGGCACUGUUUUUAUCCUGAAGACGGCUUUAGCAGUGAAGAAACUUUACCGUUACAUAUGCCAAAGGUGAUAUCACACAAUAUCCGCUGGGCCGAUUUCAUAUUUAGUAAACCGUUGUGGGCGAUAUAUACGGCCCAUUUUGCAAUGAACUGGUCGUCGUACAUUAUAAUGCAGUGGUUACCAACAUAUUUAUCCAGAUACUUAGGGGGUAAUGCUCAUAGUUUAAGUUUAACUGCGGUACCAUACAUUGUGAACUCUAUAUUUGGUGUAAUAAGUGGGCAUGUAGCUGAUGGGUUACUUGGAAAUAAGAGUUGGUCUGUUUUAAAUGUAAGAAGACUUAUGACAAGUAUAGGACUGAUUGGACCAGCUUUGUUUCUAGCAAUUUUCUGUGUCGUUGAUCACUUGGCGUUCGCUCUCAUUCUCGUUAGUAUAUCCAUGGGUCUUUCUGCCAGUAAUUCGGCGGGGCAUUUAAGUAAUCACGUAGACAUUGCUCCAAAUUACGCGGGGACAACAUUCGCUAUAAGUAAUACCAUUGCAACUAUUCCGGGAAUACUUUGUGGACCAGUAACAGCGAGCUUAGUGACUUACUCAAACGGAAAGUGGAUGUCUGUAUUUCUUGGUGCUACAUUCAUAAACCUGACUGGUGCUUUUAUAUACUUUACAAACAGUGUUGCUACUCAAGUUCUUUGAAUAAUUUGAGAAUGUAUAAAAUGUAUUUAUUUAGGUUAAGAAAGAAAUACAUAUUGUUUUUAGAAAUUA
Diabrotica balteata is the source of this 1467-nucleotide messenger RNA. The record is from the annotation of a GenBank genome assembly. Lineage: Eukaryota; Metazoa; Arthropoda; Insecta; Coleoptera; Chrysomelidae.